GAGAGAGAGAGAGAGAGAGUGUGUAAUAGCUAUUGCGUAUUGUAAAUAUAGAGAUCGGGUCUUGACUUAAUUGUUUCCUGCAUUAUAAGACGUGUCAUUGUUUUAUGAUCGACAAAGUGCUGACAUACUUGCCUUGAGAAAAAAUUGCCUCCUGAAUUGUCUGGAUGUAAAAUAAAAUCUCUAAGACUGGGUAAAGAUGGGCUCCAUAUUCAGAAGUGAGGAGAUGUGCUUGGCUCAGCUCUUCUUGCAGUCUGGGUCCGCUUAUGACUGCAUUAGCGAACUGGGAGAAAUGGGACUGGCAGAAUUCAGAGAUCUCAAUCCCAACAUGAACGCCUUUCAGCGCAAAUUUGUCAACGAGAUAAAGAGGUGCGAAGAAAUGGAGAGAAUCCUUGUUUAUUUGCUGAGAGAAAUUAAAAAAGCAGACAUACCUCUGCCAGAAGGAGAUGUCAAUCCGGUAGCCCCACUGCCUAAACAUGUCAUGGUGAUAAUGGAGCAGCUGCAAAAGCUUGAUGUCGAGUUAAGGGAAGUAACCAAAAAUAAAGAAAAGCUGAAGAAGAAUCUUUUGGAGCUGACAGAGUACACCCACAUGCUGAGGGUAACCAGGAACUUUGUCCAAAGGAAUGCAGAGGAGCCUUCACGAUCUCAGUAUGAAGAGUUCCCUUCUUUGGAAAAGGAGUCCUUUGUGGAGUGUACCAACAUGCAGAGGAUGGGGGCCAAACUAGGAUUUGUUUCCGGCUUAAUCCAUAGAGGAAAAAUAGAAGCUUUUGAAAGGAUGCUGUGGAGAGUGUGUAAAGGCUACACGAUUCUUAGUUAUGCAGAGAUAGAUGACAUUAUUGAAGAUCCAUAUACUGGAGAAACCACAAAGAGUGUUGUGUUUUUAGUUUCUUAUUGGGGUGAACAAAUAGGCCAGAAGGUUAAGAAGAUAUGCGAUUGUUACCACUGUCACACCUAUCCGUACCCCAGCAGCAAUGAAGAGAGGAGGGAUGUUGUGGAAGGGCUCAAGAUCCGAAUACAGGAUCUGCACACUGUUUUGCACAGAACCGAAGAUUACCUGAGACAGGUCUUGGGUAACGCUUCAGAAUCCAUUUACACUUGGGUGAUCCAGGUGAAAAAGAUGAAGGCGAUUUAUCACAUACUGAACCUGUGCAGCUUUGAUGUUACAAAUAAAUGCCUCAUUGCUGAGGUCUGGUGCCCAGUUGAUGACUUGGCGACGUUGCGCAGAGCACUUGAGGAGGGAUCGAACAGGGCUGCUGAAUGGCACCAGCAGCUUGACAAAUCACGUUACACCUUUAUUCCAUGUUUGUUUUUGCUUGUUCAAUUUCAGCUCAAUCCCAACAUGAACGCCUUUCAGCGCAAAUUUGUCAACGAGAUAAAGAGGUGCGAAGAAAUGGAGAGAAUCCUUGUUUAUUUGCUGAGAGAAAUUAAAAAAGCAGACAUACCUCUGCCAGAAGGAGAUGUCAAUCCGGUAGCCCCACUGCCUAAACAUGUCAUGGUGAUAAUGGAGCAGCUGCAAAAGCUUGAUGUCGAGUUAAGGGAAGUAACCAAAAAUAAAGAAAAGCUGAAGAAGAAUCUUUUGGAGCUGACAGAGUACACCCACAUGCUGAGGGUAACCAGGAACUUUGUCCAAAGGAAUGCAGAGGAGCCUUCACGAUCUCAGUAUGAAGAGUUCCCUUCUUUGGAAAAGGAGUCCUUUGUGGAGUGUACCAACAUGCAGAGGAUGGGGGCCAAACUAGGAUUUGUUUCCGGCUUAAUCCAUAGAGGAAAAAUAGAAGCUUUUGAAAGGAUGCUGUGGAGAGUGUGUAAAGGCUACACGAUUCUUAGUUAUGCAGAGAUAGAUGACAUUAUUGAAGAUCCAUAUACUGGAGAAACCACAAAGAGUGUUGUGUUUUUAGUUUCUUAUUGGGGUGAACAAAUAGGCCAGAAGGUUAAGAAGAUAUGCGAUUGUUACCACUGUCACACCUAUCCGUACCCCAGCAGCAAUGAAGAGAGGAGGGAUGUUGUGGAAGGGCUCAAGAUCCGAAUACAGGAUCUGCACACUGUUUUGCACAGAACCGAAGAUUACCUGAGACAGGUCUUGGGUAACGCUUCAGAAUCCAUUUACACUUGGGUGAUCCAGGUGAAAAAGAUGAAGGCGAUUUAUCACAUACUGAACCUGUGCAGCUUUGAUGUUACAAAUAAAUGCCUCAUUGCUGAGGUCUGGUGCCCGGUUGAUGACUUGGCGACGUUGCGCAGAGCACUUGAGGAGGGAUCGAGGCAGAGUGGAGCCACUGUUCCGUCCUUUGUGAAUCGAAUACCAAGUACAGAAACACCUCCCAGCCUCAUCAGAACAAACAAAUUCACGUCAGGAUUUCAAAAUAUUGUAGACGCUUACGGAGUGGGCAAUUACAGAGAAGUUAAUCCAGCUCCAUACACCAUUAUCACAUUCCCCUUCCUCUUUGCUGUGAUGUUUGGAGACUUCGGACAUGGAAUAAUAAUGGCUCUGUUUUCAUUGUGGAUGGUUGUAUUUGAAAACAAUCCCACACUAAAGAAAACAAGAAAUGAGAUGUGGAACCUGGCCAACAAUAAACUCAAUUUCUUGAAUUCCUAUAAAAUGAAAAUGUCAGUCAUCCUGGGAAUUGUUCACAUGACCUUCGGAGUCAUCCUGGGCAUCUUCAACCACAUGCACUUCAGAAAGAAGUUUAACAUCUACCUGGUAUUUCUGCCCGAGAUCCUCUUCUUGCUGUGCCUUUUUGGGUACCUGGUGUUUAUGGUGGUUUAUAAAUGGUUGGCAUAUUCGGCAGAGAAUUCCAGUGUGGCUCCAAGCAUCCUCAUUCACUUCAUUAACAUGUUCUUUUUUCAAGGGACUGAAGGCUUUCAGCCACUUUAUCCUGGUCAGACAGGGUUACAAGUAUUUCUUGUAGUGGUAGCAUUGCUCUCUGUGCCUGUUUUGCUGCUGGGCAAACCACUUUACCUGUAUUGGCUCCACAAUGGAGGCAAGAGCCUUGGGAUGUAUAGAAACGGUUACGAGUUGGUGCGGCGAGGAAGUGAAGAGGAGCUGUCUCUUCUGAGGGCUGAAGAUCUGGAAGAAGGCGUCAGCUACACAGACCAUGGAGCAAGCAGAGACACACAACCAGAGGAGUUUGAUUUUGGAGAUGUGUUAAUGCAUCAAGCUAUUCACACUAUUGAAUACUGCCUUGGCUGCAUCUCAAACACUGCUUCCUACCUGCGACUGUGGGCACUAAGUCUUGCACACGCACAGUUGUCUGAAGUUCUCUGGGAAAUGGUAAUGAGAGUGGGCCUUCGUGUGGACACUAUGUUUGGCAUUGUGUUACUAGUGCCAGUCUUCGGGCUGUUUGCUGUAUUGACUGUGGCUAUUCUACUUGUCAUGGAGGGUCUUUCUGCAUUCCUGCAUGCUCUACGACUGCAUUGGGUGGAAUUUCAGAACAAGUUCUACACUGGUGCCGGGAUCAAGUUCAUUCCUUUCUCCUUUAAACUGCUGUCCCAAAGUUUCGAACAAGAUGGUGUGCUUUGAAACGAGUGCUUGGAGACAGGGAGCACAGAAAAAUAACAUGCAACGAGAAUCACGACAUUGAACCUCAUAGGCUGGACAGUUUUAUUUUUUGUACUAAACUGGUUUGUUGCACUGACUGCCUUUUACAUAAUGCAAGCAAAUAUCUACAUAUCAUAUUUUAUUAUGAAUCAUAUUUUCAAGAUUUCGCAUCUCAGCGGCUGUAUAUAGAUAGCCCUUUAACAUUUCCAUGUUUCACUGUGAACAUUGUACAAUUCAUACUGUUUCAUGAUGAAUAGUGUAGAGGGAGGGGCUUGGGUUAUUGCUGGUUUUGUCAAAAGGUAAAAAAAAAUCUUAGUAAAACACUCCUUAAAGACAGUGUUAGUGAUGGGUUGUGACAUUUAAAAUUGACAACAGAUGUUAUUUUUUGAGAUAUGAUGGGAGGCCCAUAAAUAAAUGUAACAGCUUAUAAAUUCCAGAAGUAAUGGCUAAUAAUCUAAAACUAAAAUAGUUUAACAUUUUAUUAACAGUUGUUUUUGCUUUCAAAUAUAUAAUAAGAAGUUGGAACAGAUAUUUUAUAAGCAACAAGUAUGGCAUAGUGUAAACUGUGUUUUGCUUGUAAAUGAAUGUACAUUUGUAAACGCACAACAUUGUGAAUGUAUUUUGAGCUGAGUUUCCAUUCCAUUGUAUUUCUCCAUUGGGAGUGCUGCAGUUUGAAAAGGUAGGAACAGAAAAACCAAACAACUAAAUGUAAUUCUUGUACAAUAUGUCAUGAUGAUUCCGAGGAUCCAGAAGAGCUUGGACGAUGAGAUAGAAACUUUGGUUUACCGAAACAGUCCAAAAAUUCUGUUCUGAUCCAUGGAGGACAAGCAUAUUUGAGAGGGACUGGUGUGCAACUCUGAGGCUGGAACUGCCGACGGACAGAUUCGUAGCGCAAACGCACAAGUAUAUAAGAGCUCACUGUUCCUCUGUGCCAGGCUUUUUAAUUAGUUAUAUUUUAUUUAUUAAUAUAUUGGUGAGAAAAAAAUCAAAUAAGGUAUUUUAUGAAUUAUUCCCGUGAGCAAACAACUUGGUUAACUAAAAAUGAAAUGCAAAAAUAAUACGUAAACUUCUGUAUCCACUUAUGUGUUUUAUUUUUCUUCAGUUGUUGCUAAUUUGAACUUGUACACUGUAUGGUCUGUUAAAGCAUAUGCUGUAGCAGUAGCAAAACACAUUGCACUUGUUUCUGUGUAAGCUCUACAUAAAACGGGUUGUCUUGUGUAUUUUGAUAGGACUAAUUUAGGUUUUUGCAACAUGACUAUGGAAAUAGUUUUAAAAAGACCAAUUAUUUGCUAAUAAGUUAAUAAAGUAAUAAUUGAACUGG
Messenger RNA from Polyodon spathula (Mississippi paddlefish), 4850 nucleotides. RefSeq names its product V-type proton ATPase 116 kDa subunit a2-like. Gene Ontology annotation, biological process: vacuolar acidification; proton transmembrane transport. Bases 197 to 3511 code for a protein of 1104 amino acids. Gene Ontology annotation, cellular component: vacuolar proton-transporting V-type ATPase complex; plasma membrane; proton-transporting V-type ATPase, V0 domain. The record is from RefSeq and is a predicted model, not a curated record. The transcript has 26 exons. NCBI's taxonomy places the organism in Eukaryota, Metazoa, Chordata, Actinopteri, Acipenseriformes, Polyodontidae. Gene Ontology annotation, molecular function: ATPase binding; proton-transporting ATPase activity, rotational mechanism.